Molecule: messenger RNA, 3400 nt
Organism: Rhopilema esculentum
Lineage: Eukaryota; Metazoa; Cnidaria; Scyphozoa; Rhizostomeae; Rhizostomatidae
Product: protein-lysine N-methyltransferase SMYD4
Cellular component (GO): cytoplasm; nucleus
Molecular function (GO): histone deacetylase binding
Source: RefSeq, a predicted model, not a curated record
UUUUUCCAGAUUACAUUUCUGUACGCGUUGUUAGAGGAAAGAGUGUGGAGAUAAAAGUUAAUGCCGAAAAGUCCACGAAUUUGGAAAUGGCUCCUCAGCACAACCAGUAUUCUGCCCUCAAGAAGAGUUUAGACACAGUUAUUCAAAGUUUCAAGCAGAUAGAAAAUUUCCUUGAAGACUGGAGCCUUGGUGACUUGCAGAGGGAUAAAAAGUCUGUUGCGGAAAUUUUGGAGGAUGUUGACCAUGCAAUAUGCGAAAGACAAUAUUGUACCAACAAUUUGGACAAAUUGAUAGAAGAUGCUAGGAUCCACCAAAAAAGAGGGGAUAUAUACCAUGGAAAAAAGUUGUAUGUAAAAGCAUUAAAUGAAUAUUCAAAGAGCUUAUGUAGUCUACCAUACAAUUUUCACAUGAAAAUUAGAGUUUCUCAAGAUGCUGACUCAUCAUAUUGCUGUGAAAGUAUAACAAUGAAUUUGGAUAGGAAAAAUACAAGAAGCUCAGACAUGACUACUGAAGGUCUAGCUGACUUGAUUUCCAAAUCUUUUGCUGGAAGGGCUGAAAUGCUAAGAAUUGUGGGACACCAUGAGCUUGCAUUGAAAGACAUAAAAGAGGCUUUAUCGCUGAGACAUAACAAAGAAACAAAGUCAUCUGUAAUGCAAACUCAUAAGCUUUGCUUGUCGGAAAUGAGAAGAAAGCAAAGAAGUCAAUCACCAAAAAGAUCACCACCCGUUGCUAGUACCAAACAUGCAUCAAUUCACAGUGCUUCAAGUUUAGUAAAAAUCAAUUACAAUGAAGACAAGGGAAGGCAUUUAGAGGCAAAUGGCAACAUCAAAGCUGGCGAUGUGCUGAUUGUUGAAAAGCCCUUUGCCUCAAUUCUUCUGCCUGAAUUUUAUCAUUCACAUUGCUACCAUUGUAUAAAGCAGCUUGUUGCACCAAUUCCGUGUUUUACAUGCCAAGAUGUCUUGUUCUGUUCAAAGGAAUGUCAGGAGAAAGCAUACACUUCAUACCACAAUAUUGAGUGCAAGAUAUGGCCAUUGAUCCAGAUGGUUGACUCCUUUGCCCAUCUGUCAAUUCGAAUCAUUCUUACUGCAAAACCAGAAGAAUUGUUAAGUACCCUUGAAACAGAAAAAACUUUGGAUUGCAACAUUCAUGGAUAUACUAAUAAAGAAUACAAAAAUAACUAUAAAGCAAUUUACAACCUUGUUACAAAUAGUGAUUUACAUUCAAAGACAUCAGUCAUCUCAACAAACUUGGUAUCCUCAAUAAUUGGUCGCUACCUUGCAAGUCCUGAUGCUGUUACCCCUGUAGGUGUCAGGCCAUGGAACCAUUCCACAAGCCAAUCAAACCCUUCACUUCGUUUGUCCAGCAGUAGCCCAGCUCUUCUAGAUGACAGACAAUAUUCAAAUGAAAACUUGAAUUCUUUAGCAGAUGCAUUUGCAAAUUACAGUUUAAAGGAAGCAAGAAGUUGUGAAGACAAACUUGUUGCUGAUUGUUCCGACCCAGAUCUAUCAGAAUCCUUGCGGAGGUUAAGUGCGCCCUUGGACAUUAUGAAAGACCUGACUGGGAUGAAAUACCGAAGGCAUUCCUGCUCUGAAUCAGAAGACAAUCUUUCAUCUGGAUUCUAUCAGUCUGUGCUGACGGAGAAACAGAUCCAAAAGCUGAUAUCACGUCACAUUCAGCAAGUUGCUUGUAAUGUUCACACCGUAACCAGACUUGUGCUGGUUGAAGAUGAAGAGACAGACAGUCAAACGGAGGAUGAAGUUUUAUUUGGCAAGCAGGAACGCUCCUUUCGUAAAGAGCAGCGGCAGAUUGCAAUUGGAUUGUAUCCGACUGCUUCUUUGCUCAACCAUGCUUGUGAUCCCGAUGUCAUUGUGAGCUUCAUAGAUGAUGAACUUGUCAUGCGAGCGACGCACAAAAUCUCUCAAGGAGAGGAAAUCACACACUGCUAUGUUCCCCAUGUUGGCAGAAUGCAACGUGCAGUAAGGCAAAGAAUGUUGCAGAAGAGAUACUUUUUCGUAUGUUCCUGUGCGUCUUGUAGAAGGGAUGAGGAAAGAGAAAGGCGCCAGUUCCUCUCACUACAGCUGCAAUGCCAAGAAUGCCGAGACAACGCCAAUGUAAAUUUCGUGAAUGAUUCGUAUGUUGCGACGUGCUCUAACAAAGACUGCGGGCGGGUUGUCAACAUAGAAGCACAACUGGAGCAAAUUCAGUACAGCAAGGAACUGUUUCUGGAUGCAGUGGAUGCGUUUAAAAGUGGUGACGUGAAGAAAAGCUUAACAACUUUGAGGCUGGUAAUGAAAAAGAGGUCAUCGCUUCUUCAGUCAAAGGAUCGACUUGUUGCAGAGGUGCAUGAUGCGUUGUCUAGGUGUUACGAGGUGCUGCGAGAAUGGGAGUUCGCUUCAUAUCAUUGCAGUCUGAAUCUUGAUUCGGUUGAGCAGCAGUAUGGUGACAGAAGCGCAGAAUGUGCCCAUGCUGUGGUAAAGUUAGCAAGGUUCUUGUUCAAUGGUAAGAUGUUUGACAAAGCUGGAAAAGUUAUCGACAGGGGAAUACGUCUAAUAUCCAUGCACUAUGGAGAAGAAUUUCCAGUUUUACGUGAACUUAAAAAGAUGAAAGAAUGUGUCAAGAACUUUUCGACGCCUGUCACUCAAUUUUCGCUGUAGCUGUCAUUUGGUAAUUUGAAAGUGAGUGCACUUGAAAAAGACCACUUGAACCAGAGCACUUGAGAGAGAGCACCUAAAUAGAACUCCUAAAUAGAACACUUAGAGAUCUUUGUGUCAUUGUCUUUGCCAUACUGUGGAAAAUGAACUCUUUACUUGAUAAGUUAGAGACAACAAGGCCAUGUCUAUCUAGAAUCUUAUGAAUGGAAAGCCUAUUAAUUGGUGCCAAUGCUCCAUACCACCCUAGAAUACUUGACUCUAACCCAUGGCACCAGGAGAAUAUUUGCAUUUGCAAAUGAAAAUCGAAGUAAUUUAAAGUGAUACCAAAAAGGUAUCAUUGUAUACAUUGAAAAUAACACCUGGCAAAUAUAUUUUUUUCAUUUACUUUGCCGGAGAACAGAUUUGUGUAUUUCUCACAAUCCGUAAAAGGAUGGUGUCUAUGAUUCGAUAGUUUUUUACGAAUAUCUAUCACAAAAAUUAGUUUUGUAUUUAUGCAUUCAUAGAGUUGUAUUUAAGAAUUCGCAAAAACGCCGUAUUUGAAUUUUCUCUUGUCGAUGUCGUAUAAGUUUGUAUGAAUAGUUCCUCGUUUGCAUUUUCGUUUAAAUCUCGUUUUGUUGUUUGUUUGUUCAGUAAGUAACUCAGUGAGUUUUAUUCAAUUUACAGCUGGUAAUUAAAUGUGGCUGUUUCACGACGAAAUAUUUUAUUGUUAUCACGGAAUAACCUAUUUCUAACAGAAAUUUUGUAUUCGU